Mugil cephalus (flathead mullet) is the source of this 2732-nucleotide messenger RNA. It is a transcript of the gene gfm1, whose product is annotated as G elongation factor, mitochondrial 1. Gene Ontology annotation, cellular component: mitochondrion. Lineage: Eukaryota; Metazoa; Chordata; Actinopteri; Mugiliformes; Mugilidae. The transcript is spliced from 18 exons. The record is from RefSeq and is a predicted model, not a curated record. Gene Ontology annotation, biological process: mitochondrial translational elongation. Gene Ontology annotation, molecular function: GTP binding; GTPase activity; translation elongation factor activity. Bases 120 to 2366 code for a protein of 748 amino acids.
UUGUGUUUCACAACCAACCACCGGGGCUACGGCGUGACAUUCACCGGGGUGUCAGCACUGUUAGGGCCGUGUGAAAGCCGAAUUACGACGACCCUGUGCUCGAUUAAGUUAUUGUCAAAAUGAGAGUACUAAAGGCGGGUCUGUCUUUGGCCAAGACGCAUCUUUUGGCACCCGGAAGCGUCACACUUAAAAAGGUGCUCAUCAACAGUUGUCGGACUUGCUCGUCCGGCGUAUUUCCCAACGAGAGGAUCCGCAACAUCGGGAUCUCAGCUCACAUCGACUCGGGAAAGACCACACUGACCGAGCGUGUCCUCUACUACACUGGCAGGAUAGCAGAGAUUCACGAGGUGAAGGGUAAGGAUGGUGUCGGAGCCACUAUGGACUCCAUGGAGCUGGAAAGACAGAGAGGCAUAACCAUCCAGUCAGCUGCUACGUACACCAUGUGGAAAGACCACAACAUCAACAUCAUUGACACACCAGGUCACGUGGACUUUACUAUCGAAGUGGAGCGAGCGCUGCGUGUGCUGGACGGAGCCGUGCUGGUUCUGUGCGCCGUCGGAGGCGUCCAGUGUCAGACCAUGACCGUAAACAGGCAGAUGAAACGCUACAACGUCCCCUUCCUCACGUUCAUCAACAAGCUAGACCGAACGGGUGCCAACCCCUCCAGAGCCCUGCAGCAGCUGAGAUCCAAACUGAACCACAACUCAGCAUUUAUAAACAUCCCCAUUGGCCUGGAGAGCAACAUGCGCGGCAUCGUUGACCUCAUCGAGGAGAGGAGCAUGUAUUUUGAAGGGCCGUUUGGUCAAAACAUCCGCUACGAUGAAAUCCCGGCAGAGUUUCGCGCAGAGGCCGCGGACCGGAGGCAGGAACUUGUGGAGUGUGUCGCUAACGCUGAUGAAAUCUUGGGAGAGAUGUUCCUGGAGGAAAAAAUCCCAACCAUAGACGACCUGAAGGCCGCAAUCCGUAGGGCCACGGUGCAGCGUCUCUUCAGCCCCGUGCUGGUGGGCACAGCGCUGAAGAACAAGGGCGUCCAGCCUCUACUGGACGCUGUCCUGGAGUACCUGCCGAACCCCAGCGAAGUCAAAAACUAUGCCAUCUUCAACGAUGAAGAUUCAGACAAAACAUCAAAGGUUGAAAUGGACUCUAACAGAGACCCUGCAAAACCUUACGUUGGUCUGGCCUUCAAACUUGAGGCCGGGAGGUUUGGCCAGCUGACCUACAUGCGUGUGUACCAGGGCUGUCUGAAAAAAGGAGAGUACAUCUACAACACCCGCACAAGCAAGAAAGUCAGAGUUCAGAGGCUUGUGCGUCUCCAUGCCGAUCAGAUGGAGGAUGUGGAGGAGGUUUACGCCGGAGAUAUCUGCGCUAUGUUUGGGAUCGACUGCGCCAGCGGAGACACUUUUACAUCCAAGACUAGCAUUAACCUGUCAAUGGAGUCCAUUCACGUCCCAGAGCCUGUCAUUUCCAUGUCCAUGAAGCCAGCCAACAAGAAUGACCAGGAUAAAUUCUCCAAAGGUAUCAACCGUUUCACCAGAGAAGACCCGACGUUCAGAGUUCACUUUGACCCCGAGAGCAAAGAAACCAUCGUGUCAGGAAUGGGCGAGCUGCAUCUUGAAAUCUACUCGCAGAGAAUGGACAGGGAAUACAGCUGCCCCUGUGUGAUGGGGAAACCCAAGGUGGCUUUCAGGGAGACCAUCGGCAGUCCUGUACCGUUUGAAUUCACCCACAAGAAGCAGAGCGGCGGCUCGGGGCAGUACGGUAAAGUUAUCGGGGUCCUCGAGCCUCUUGAUCCAGAGGACUACACCAAGUUGGAGUUUGAAGACCAGACUGUGGGAACCAACGUCCCCAAGCAGUUUGUACCAGCUGUUGAAAAGGGUUUCAGGGAGGCCUGCGAGAAGGGACCCCUGAGCGGCCACAAGAUCUCAGGAGUCAGAUUCCUCCUGGAAGACGGAGCGAAUCACAUGGUCGACUCCAAUGAGAUCUCCUUCAUCCGAGCGGGAGAGGGCGCUCUGAAACAAGCCAUGGAUAAGGCCAACACGGUCAUCCUGGAGCCAAUCAUGUCCGUGGAAAUCGUCGCGCCUCAGGAGUUUCAAGGAACAGUCAUCGCGGGGGUAAACCGUCGCCACGGAGUUAUCACGGGACAGGACGGAGCCGACGGGUACUUCACUCUGUACGCCGAUGUUCCACUCAACAACAUGUUUGGCUACUCCUCAGAACUACGCUCCUGCACUGAAGGAAAGGGAGAGUACACCAUGGAGUACAGCAGAUAUCAGCCCUGCCUGCCGGCCACACAAGAAGAGCUCGUCCACAAAUACUUGGAGUCUACAGGGCAGCUGCCUGUGAAGAAGAACAAGUGGAAGAACUGAAAGCUGUCCGCUCGACCGGUCACUAUUGGACUUUGACCGUUUCGUCCCUCAUCUUCACGCAUUCAUUUUGCUCAUCACCAACCAGGACAAUCUAAGGCUCCAAUUUUUGGAUCUUGACACAACUGACAUUUAACUUCCCUGUUAUUUAGCCCCUUAUCCUGAUGUCUGCCCCCAUGUAGUAAACAUAUUUAUUACCUCGAUUUUAAGACCACUUCACAGCCUGUGUUAAAAAAUGGAAAGUUACAGCAAACUCAGUGUUAAACCUGAGCUUAUAAUGGCUUAUGUACUAUGUACAGAAUGGUCUUGAUGUAACCGUGAUCCAACAAAGACAUACAUCCCUCUUUUAAAGUGUAUUUUUUUUCUGCA